Molecule: messenger RNA, 1884 nt
Organism: Misgurnus anguillicaudatus (oriental weatherfish)
Lineage: Eukaryota; Metazoa; Chordata; Actinopteri; Cypriniformes; Cobitidae
Source: RefSeq, a predicted model, not a curated record
AUGAAAACCUACCUUCGGGCGGGACAUCACGGCGAUCUGCUUGGCCACGGCCGCAGCGAGGACCUUUUUGUCCCCUGGCGACUGAUGGAGUUACCCUACAGGUGGCUUCGACCUGUUCUCCCCCUGUCUCCACACCAUGGCAUCCUGGUCGGCUCUCCUCGGAUCUACCGCUGUCACCGACGAAAUGGAGUGACCCACGGUAACCUGCGCUCGCUGAGCAGAUCAUCGUGCUCCCCGGCGGCGAUUCCUCCACCAAAAAUGGCUCUUAUUAACGCUCGAUCAUUGGUGAAUAAGACCUUCCUGCUGAACGAUUUCUUUACCUCUCAUAGCUUGGAUUUUAUGUUUAUCACGGAAUCAUGGACUAAGGAUAAUGAUGAAGAGGCGGGACUUGGGCAGCUGGAUGCUGGAAUUGUUAUCGAGGCCUUAAGGCAGCAAAAUGACAGCUCUUUUCUCAUCUACAAUGAGGAUCACAAGAGAUGUGUGAAUGUCAUUAAUGCCAAUGUUAUACAGACAGCACCAUGUGAUGUAUCUUCUAACGCUCAGCGUUUCCGAUGGAUUUCCUCUUCAAGAGUUAUCAGUGUCUCUCUUAAACUCUGUUUGGAAGCUCAAAACGUUAAAGACUCUGAGAAAGUGAUUCUUCUGCCAUGUGAAGAGCUCAGUCCUCUACAGACCUGGGAAUGUAAGAAUGAGACCGUCUUUGGCUUAAAGGGACAACCGUUACAUCUGAACUAUGAUAAUCAAGAUAAGACAGGUGUGAUGCUGUUUAAGGGAAAUGGAUCUUGGAGUCGCUGGCAGAUUUUUGGGACUACAGACAAUUUGUGUUCUCAUGGAUAUCAAGAGAUUUAUACUCUGGGUGGGAAUUCAUUUGGAAAGCCAUGUCAGUUUCCCUUUAAGUUUAAUGACAAGUGGUUCACUGAGUGCACCAUGGAGGGAAGAUCAGACAGCAAACUGUGGUGUUCGACUGAGACAGAUUAUGAUACGGAGAAGAAGUGGGGCCUCUGUCCAGACGAACGCAUCUCAAGAUGGGACAGUGAUCCAGUAACUGGUGUAUUAUAUCAGAGAAACACACAAUCGGCACUGACCUGGCAUCAAGCUCGAGCCAGCUGCCAACAACAAGAUGCAGAUCUUCUCAGUAUAUCAGAACUACAUGAACAGUCUUAUAUAUCAGGCUUGACAGAUCUCUUGGGUUCAGCUUUAUGGAUCGGACUCAACAGUCUUGACUUUGAGAGUGGAUGGCAAUGGAGUAAUGGAAACCCAUUCAGAUAUCUCAACUGGGCUCCUGGUAAUCCCUCUCUGGAGCCGGGCCUUAACUGUGCUGCAUUAAACGCUGGUAAAGCAUCCAAGUGGGAAAGUUUGGCCUGCAGUAAGAAGUUAGGUUACAUUUGCCGCAAGGGAAAUUCAACAGAUAUCACGCCUUCAACAGGUAAAGAUCAGCCUAACUUCUGUCCAGUGGCGUGGGUGCUGUACGCUGGUCACUGUUAUUAUCUGCAGCGCACAAAUAAGACGUGGAGUGAUGCUUUGACUGCAUGUCACAGAGAAGGAUCAGAUCUGGCAAGCAUACACAAUAUAGAAGAACACAGUUUCAUCAUAUCUCAGACUGGAUACAUGUCGACUGAUGAGCUCUGGAUUGGUCUUAAUGAUCAAAGGAUUCAGAAUCUGUUUGAGUGGUCAGAUAGAUCACACGUCACCUUCACUAAAUGGUUUGUUGGAGAACCUUCACACAUCACAAAUCGAAUGGAGGAUUGUGUUCUUAUCAGAGGACAGGAGGGAAAGUGGUCAGAUCAUCUGUGUGAGUCAGUUCAUGGUUUCAUCUGUAAGAAGAAAGCUUCCAUUAAACCUGAAGUAUCUCCAGAGGUCAUCAGUCCUGGAUGUCCAGCUAUGUAA